Siniperca chuatsi (mandarin fish) is the source of this 1306-nucleotide messenger RNA. It is a transcript of the gene myct1b, whose product is annotated as myc target 1b. Bases 111 to 668 code for a protein of 185 amino acids. The record is from RefSeq and is a predicted model, not a curated record. Gene Ontology annotation, cellular component: nucleoplasm. Lineage: Eukaryota; Metazoa; Chordata; Actinopteri; Centrarchiformes; Sinipercidae. The transcript has 2 exons.
CAAACACUGUGGAGGGAAAAAAAAGCAAAAACCCUGUCUUGGAAAAAGCUUAGUGUUCUUCUGUCUGCUGGGAGUCAGUGUGGAAUCGAACACCAGCUUAUGGUGGAAUUAUGGCACAUAAUGAAACACAUCCCUUUUUGGAGAUACUAAAAUCAUUUAAUCUUGGUGAUAUGAUUCUAGCCUUCUGUUUAUCAGUGCUUGUGGGCCUGCUGCUGGGUGCUUUGGUCUACGUUCUGUUGACCUGGGCAUCCAGGCGCCAGGCCACCGCCAGGAUCACCAGGCGCUCCAAAAAGAGAUCUGGCACUUCACAAAAAGAAAACCCCAUGAGCAACCAACUAGGCCUUUACAGAAGCACUUUUCUGAACGUCUACAGACAGCCCUCUCUGGAGCCAGUGGGCCCUCUGGGGAGUAAGCCCGGUGUAGAGACCUCCACCUUUCGCCCACUGCCCAAGAGAAGCAGGACUGGCCUGGAGAUGGGAGAUGACACUCAGGUCACCAUGCCUGAGGACACAGCAGCUUCAAACUCAUCGGAUUCAGCGUCCCUCAUGCCAAACAAGAGACAUUCGUUCUGGUUGGGCAACAACGGACUUAAAGGAUUUCUACCCUCACAGACUCCCCCACCUGCGUAUGACAGUGUCAUCCAUGCCUUUGAAGAGACUUGCACUUGAAUCUGUCCACAUAAAUACAACAAGAACUGAAAAAGGAGAACAUUCUGGACUUCACAGGACUUUCUGGCUGUGUUCUGCUCUUUAUAAGGGACAUGCAUAUCGAGAAAUCAGACACUUUUCAGUCUAAAGCAGUGUGUCUUUAACUGAAUAAGAUGCUUCCACAGCCAUCAAGUCUCAGCUCAGUAUUAUAUUAGCUUAGGGGUGCAACUAAUGAUAAUUUUCACAGUUGUUUUUUCUAUAGAAUGUCACAAAAUAACAAAAAAUACCAUCAAAGUUUCCCAGGUGACGUCUUCAAAUGUCCUGUUUUGUCCACAACUCAAAAAUAUUCAAUUUACAAUAUGAAAUAGAGACAAGCAGCAAAUCUUAACGCCGGCGAAGAUGCAAUAAGCAAAUUCUUGAAAAAUUACUCAAAUGAUUAAUCGAUGAAUGGACUAAUCAUUGCAGUUUUAAUGUAGUUGUUUGUUACCAUUGCAGAGCAUCUCAUGACCAAGGAUGUAGUCCACCAGCUGAGAGACACUGGUGGUAAAGAGAGUCUGAGGGUAGAUUUUACUCUGAUCAUUUGAAGAUGAGGGAAACACUGUGUGUGCUAGAUAGUUAUAUUAUCUAAUAUCACAAUAAAGAUUUAAUGAUGAUUUUAA